GGACUGAAGAAUCGCCCGAAGAAUCGGGCGAUUCUUUCCGCUGAACACACCCUUACACCUUCAUGAACGGCUGAGCCAUCUUCCUGCUCUUGUUGCACCUGUCUGUUUCUGCGCGCAUCGUACUGCACGCCAACAUUAUCGGACGUUUCGCAAACAUCCAUCGGAGGCCUUUCAAGUGCUUCGACAUACUCGUUGCAUCACAUUAUAGCCUCAGCUCGUCGUGCAAACGGCGUCGUAUGUCUGUCAACGAAACAGCCCCAGGUCCCGGGUCUCAGGAUUUUGGAAGGCAGCGCGAAGCAGUACGAGGUGGGAACUCCCGUGGUCGAGGUGGCGAUUCCACAGGCAGAGGUCGGGGAGGCAGCGGCGGCAGGGGUGGAGGAUCUGCGAAGCCAGGAGGGCGCCCUAAAGACUCCCCCGAAGUCCGGAUCUCAAAGACGUUGUCUGGAAUCCUCCGCCACCGGGGACAAAAUGAGGGCCUUGCCAUGCGUCCAGAUGGCUACGUCCGCGUAGCUGAGCUUCUCCAGCGUCCGAAAUUGCAAGCAUUGAAAUUCGACGCGUUGCAAGAAAUAGUGAAGAACGACUCCAAGAGCCGAUAUAGCCUCAUUCUUGAAGCCGAUCCUAGCUCCGGCGAGGAGGUCUGGUGGAUUAGAGCGAACCAGGGGCAUUCAAUAAAGUCUGUGGUUUUGGAAUACGAACCCAUCAAGUCUGCCAAUGAAAUACCUACCAGCAUCGCGGUUCAUGGCACAAACAAACGCGCGUGGGAGAGCAUCAAGGAACAAGGGCUCAGCAAGAUGGCCCGUAACCACAUACACCUCGCGCAAGGCGUAGCCGGUUCAGGCGUCAUUAGCGGCAUGCGAAGCUCGUCUCAGAUUUUGAUUUACGUCGACGUGCAGAAGGCACUCGACGCGGGGAUCAAAUUCUACAUAUCCGCCAACGGCGUCGUUCUGACCGAGGGCGACGAGCGCGGAUUCGUCCCUCCUCAAUUCUUCUCGCGAAUUGAGACCGCCAACGGCGCCCCGCUGCCCGGUUGGGACGGUCCACGCAGUUCCCUGCCAGACGCACCUGCAAAUUCCGCCGAGAUUGGGCAACUGACCAAAGCGAGCGUCGUCGUGAGGCCCAGCAAGACUGUGGAGAGCGUGCAGACGUCGCACACGUCAGAAACUGGAGUAAAGGAAAUUGAGGAGAAGAUAGCAAGUACCACUUUGUCAGCUCAAGAAUAAAAUCCGUUGAAGCCCAUCCAUAUCUUCUAACCCG
Trametes versicolor FP-101664 SS1 is the source of this 1254-nucleotide messenger RNA. RefSeq names its product tRNA 2'-phosphotransferase. Lineage: Eukaryota; Fungi; Basidiomycota; Agaricomycetes; Polyporales; Polyporaceae. The transcript has 5 exons. The record is from RefSeq and is a predicted model, not a curated record. Gene Ontology annotation, biological process: tRNA splicing, via endonucleolytic cleavage and ligation. Gene Ontology annotation, molecular function: tRNA 2'-phosphotransferase activity; NAD+ poly-ADP-ribosyltransferase activity. The coding region runs from base 237 to 1220 and encodes 327 amino acids.